AUGGACCGUGGCGACUUUGAAUUUCCGCCGGAUCCCAUUACGGAGGCGUUUGACUCCACUUUGGAGACUUUGAACAACGUCCCUCUUCGGGUGCUCUCGAACGUACCGAUUGAGGAGCUGCCACCUACAGUUGUGCCUUCGGGUCAGAAGCGGCCCAUUCGUGAGAUGAUGCGGGGUGGCCGGCGGGUUCGGCGGUCGAGACUUCACCGGACGAAGGCGGAUGUUUCUUGUGAGCCCGCGUCGGGCACCUUUUCAACCUCACCGACCGACGCUGCGGAGGGGGGAGAGCCGACAUCUUCGCCGAAGAAUAGUUUUGCCGGGCAUAAACGGAACCGAUUUGACUGGAGUGAAGAAGAACUCAGAGACUUUUACAAAUUUCUCUCACAGUACGGCACCGACUUCAACGCCAUCUCCGUCAUGUACAUUGGUCGCUCGCGUAAGGAUGUCAAGCGACUGUAUCACAGGGAACUGCGCAAACGGAGUGAAGAUGUGCGGGCAGCGCUGUCGUCCCGUGAGGAGAUUGAUCUGGGAGCGUUUAGGGCGCAAUUGAAAAAGCGGGAGGAGCUUCAGCAGGUUCCAGUGCGCCAGCUGGAGCAGGAGGAAGAGGAGGCGCUGCGCCUUAUAGAGGCGGGAGCACUGCAAUUCCAGUCAACAUCGAAUGACGGAGAGACAGCUGCUGGUGGCAGUGGAAAUAAAGAUUUAGAAUUUGAUUUUGCAGCCGUCAAAAAUAUGACGGCAGAAGAGAUACAACCAACAAACAAUGCAAAAACGGCCGAUAGUGUCAAGUGUGACGACAGAGAGGACAACUUAAACAAAAAUACAUCUCUGUUUUCAAAAUGCGCAGAGUCAAGCGGUGUGAGAAAUACUGAACUCGGCACUCUGAUGGACGAGAAAUUGUUGGACGAUCUUAUGGAACUUGAUAAACCUUUAGAGGACGAUUUUUUUUGA
Trypanosoma cruzi is the source of this 948-nucleotide messenger RNA. RefSeq lists its product as uncharacterized. The transcript has a single exon. The coding region runs from base 1 to 948 and encodes 315 amino acids. The record is from RefSeq and is a predicted model, not a curated record. Lineage: Eukaryota; Euglenozoa; Kinetoplastea; Trypanosomatida; Trypanosomatidae.